This is a messenger RNA of Aplysia californica (California sea hare), 1850 nucleotides long. Its product is annotated as MAP kinase-interacting serine/threonine-protein kinase 1-like. Gene Ontology annotation, cellular component: cytoplasm; nucleus. The coding region runs from base 119 to 1645 and encodes 508 amino acids. The transcript has a single exon. The record is from RefSeq and is a predicted model, not a curated record. Gene Ontology annotation, molecular function: calcium/calmodulin-dependent protein kinase activity; ATP binding; calmodulin binding. Gene Ontology annotation, biological process: peptidyl-serine phosphorylation; protein autophosphorylation; intracellular signal transduction. NCBI's taxonomy places the organism in Eukaryota, Metazoa, Mollusca, Gastropoda, Aplysiida, Aplysiidae.
GCAAGACGUUAAAACGACAAGCAGCUCGCCUGUGGCCUGUGUAUAUCCGUGCCCUGUUUCUUCCCUCAUCUUGGGCGCCGUUUGUCCCAGUCUUGGAUCAAGUCUACCGUCUCCCACCAUGUUGCCGGGAUCUGGUUCUUCACCAGUCAUGGAGUCUUUGGUGUUAGGUCAGAGGCAGCUCGAGGACUCAGCGGAACAGUCUAAGGAUUCUGGCAGUUACAGUGGUGACAGUGUGUUCUCUUCAUCAAACCAGGAUAAAGCUAGCAGCAGUGACAGUGUGUUCUCUUCAUCAAACACGGAUAAAGCUAGCAGCAGUGACAGUGUGUUCUGUUCGUCAAACCCAGACACACGCUGUAAUGCCAGUGUAUUCCAUACAUCGAACGCGGAUAUAGCAAGCAAAGAAAUAGAGCGUUCUACAACGAAGACAGAUAAGGAUAUAACGUCCACUGGAACAGCACCUUCCGAUUCCAGAAAACGAAAACGUCCACAAAAUCACGGAGACUGUAAACGACGCAUCACGCCAGAGGCCGGUACUGGCGCUGUGUUCCCUGCUCCCUACACAGAUGUAGCUUCGUGUGACGUCAUGUCUCCUACUGCAACCACGAACAACACGGGCGUUGGUUGUGCAAGAAAUAAAGUAUUCCCUACGGAUUCGAAAAAACGAAAGCGAAGACAAAGAAAGGAACGAACGAAUGGCGACAUUUUCUGUCCGUUGUUCGAGCCUACGGGAGAAAAGCUGGGCCAGGGGUGCUUUGGCUCCGUCUCCACAUACAGAAACAAGGAAUCAGGGAAGGAAUACGCCGUCAAAGUCAUGAGGAACUGUCGGGAGAAAAGACUCCGUAGAGUAUUGAGUGAGAUCGAGAUCUGUCGUCGUUAUAAGAACUGUGAAAACAUCCUGAAUUUCGUAGAUUUCUACAGGACAGGAGAUACGUUUUUCCUGAUGUUCGACAAAAUGGCGGGUGGUGAUCUACGAGCUAUGUUGUCGUCAACGCCGUAUCUGAGCGAGUCCCAGGCUUCACGAGUGACCGGCGCCGUGGCCCGAGCUCUCCACACACUUCACAGGGACGGGGUGGCGCACAGAGACCUUAAGCCAAAUAACAUUCUGUGCCUCACCCCAGGGGAGGUCACCCCACUCGCCCUGUGUGAUUUCGGCGUAGCGAGUGAACCCCCUUCUCGACGUAACCCCUCCAAAGAUGACAUACCCAAGCCUGCCCUGAAGUCAGCCGUUGGCUGCCCGCAAUACUUGGCACCAGAGGUCGCCGGUUUGCUGUUACCCACGUCACAGAGAAGAACAGCGCCCUACGACACCCGCUGCGACAUGUGGAGCUUUGGAAUUCUCAUUUAUGAAAUGCUCUUCGGCUGUCAGCCCUUUGUCGGCCACUGUGCUCAGCACGCGCAAACUACGGUCCGCAAUUGUCGGGACUGCUUCCAAGACAUGUUCCCCAAGAUCUGCAGCGGCAACUAUUCCAUCCCUACAAACACUCGUGAGUCCUUGUCUGACACUGCCGUGGAUUUGAUCCGGAACCUCCUGGUCGUGGACCCCCAAGACCGUUACUCAGCCGCCGAGGUCUUGAAACAUCCGUUUGUGACUGCACACAGGGACGAUGCCGUCACUAGAACUGACUGCCUAACAGUGUUGCCAUGACAAUCGUUAUUUGAGUAAUGCUGACACAAUUCUGGCAGGAGUAUUCCCAGCUACUUUUUCAUUUCUCGGACAAUAGAUUUCUCUUUUCAAAAAGACGCAAACUUCGGACUAUGUUACGACAUCUACACUGAUGUUGGUGUGUUUGUCUGAGUGUGAGUGUCUUAACUGUUUUCACACAAAAAAUUAUGUUUUGGAAAGUGUAUGA